This is a messenger RNA of Neurospora hispaniola, 704 nucleotides long. RefSeq lists its product as uncharacterized. NCBI's taxonomy places the organism in Eukaryota, Fungi, Ascomycota, Sordariomycetes, Sordariales, Sordariaceae. The record is from RefSeq and is a predicted model, not a curated record. The annotation marks the transcript as partial. The transcript has a single exon.
GUAUCAAGAUUGUGCGAUGUGCGAUGUGGCGGUAACGGCUACUUACUUACUUGCUUUUUCCCAACUUCUGUCAAUCUGUGUGCAUCUAGUCAGACCGUUCUAGAUUGUGAUGCGUUCUAUUGCCCCCUCCUUACCUCUACUUGUCUACUAUGUACGAGGUGCGGUGUCCACAAGGUCGGCAUCCGACGGGCUUGUUAGAAAAGUGCUUGUUACAUACCUAGACUUGUUCAACGGUCAAGUACAACUGUGGGACAGGAGAUGGAGAGAGGUCGGUCCUUCAAUGUAUCGCAAGCAAGGUGUGAUGUUUGCACUCAAGAAAAUGGAUGGAACGUGUUACGUCCGAAAGGCGACAUCCGAUGUGUCUGAGAAUGGACAUGGAAGAAUACUACUCUUUGUGUGUUUUGUGCAUCGAGGUGGUUAUAUGUCGGACAUUGCAAGUCUUCUUGUUCAUGUGUCCCAACUUUCGUUGAAGGAAAAGACGAGAACUUAUCAACAUCUUUCUGUUCCUCAGAUAGUCAGACUUGCUGCUUGUCUGUGGAGAUUCAACUGCCCGCGUGUGACCAUCCAACAAGUGCCGGGCAAUCAAACAUUGAUAUGACGGAAUAAGCUCGGCGACUUCGAACAAGGCUGCAAAAACGAUUGAUGCGGUUGUAGUGUGAAACAGGAUAGCCGCCUGAUCGCCUAUUUCGUACGACACAUUGACC